Molecule: messenger RNA, 1034 nt
Organism: Raphanus sativus (radish)
Lineage: Eukaryota; Viridiplantae; Streptophyta; Magnoliopsida; Brassicales; Brassicaceae
Product: protein S40-7-like
Exons: 2
Coding region: 166-870 (234 amino acids)
Source: RefSeq, a predicted model, not a curated record
ACAUUAAUAUUUUACAUAGGGAUAUAAAAAAAUUCUAGAAAUAUAUCGUUCAGGUCUUCGUCUUUUUCGUCUCUCUGUUCUGCCUGUAGCUGGUCGUGCAUCUAACCUGCUGUUGUAUCUUUUCAUCUUCCCAUAGUUAAGAUCUUUGCCAACAAAAAUAAAGAAAUGAACAAAACUACAAGGAUCGAUAUCCCCUCUUCCUCUUCUCCAUCUUUAGCUUCCGCAGACGGAGAGCUCCACGAAGACGACAUCUUCGCAAUCGACAUAACUCACGCGCCUCGUCCUUCUCCAACGCGACAACAACAACAACAACAUCCACAAGCUCGUCAACUUCAAAGAAGCAAAAGCAGUUUAAAAAACGUGGAAGCUUCUGGCAUCCUCGCUGCUCUCCCCGAGCCAUCUGGAAACAGUUACCUCAACCACGUGUUUCACCACAAACCCGCCUCUGUUCUCUCCACUUCGGUCUCCUCCACAGCAUCUUCAUCCUCUUCCUCCGGCGGCGGCGGCGGUGGUGGUGCUCGAACCAUCCCCGCUGCUGCUCCUAAACCGCCUCAAGAACGGCUUCCGUUCACCUCUUCUUUUAUAAACGGAGGGAAGUUUCCUCAGUCAGCUCCCGUUCAAGUACCGUCGGCGAUGAUGAAUCGUCAUAAGAAGGAGUUCAAGCUGACUGAUGUGGUGGAUGAUGAUGAGGAGGAGGAUGAAGAAGAAGAUGGGGAGAGGCUUCCGCCUCACGAGAUUGUAGCGAGGUCUUUGGCUCAGUCUUCUUUGCUGUCUUGCUCUGUGCUUGAAGGAGCUGGAAGAACUCUUAAAGGGAGGGAUCUUCGGCAGGUGAGGAAUGCUGUUUUCAGAAGAACUGGUUUCAUUGAUUGAGUUUUCUCCUUUUUAAAAAAAAAAAUUCUUUGAUUUGUUGUCCCCGAUUGAAUCGGUUUUAUUUGGUUACAGAAACGUUCCAGUGUAUCGUUCAUAUGUGUUGUCUACAUUACACGAUUUAUUGUUACUUCAUAUCAAUCAGAUUGAUGUGAUUGGUUGCUUCA